GCCGCGGAUCUCCUCUCCGGACCUCCACACCGAUUUAUCUCAUUAUCAUGAAACUUCUCUAAAAAGCUGCAGCUCUCCUCUCAUGGUGUCCCCGGAAGACUCCCCGGCAUUUAUUCGACUUUUCACGGCAACCAUCGGCCACCGUCUGGACAAUCAUGGAAACGUGGUUUUUGAAUCACGUCCUCGGUUUGUCUCUAUCGGUCCUCCUGCUGGGUCUACCGGGGCCCCUCAGGGCAGGGACCCCAUACAACAGCAGCACAGACCCGGGGGCGACUGGAUUGUAUUAUUCCACCGCCACAAAUGAACUCGGUGACAUGGAAUACAAAGUAACUUCAACUUCACAGUCUAGCAGCGAGAGUUUAUCACCAUCACAGAGAAACCUCCUGCUCACACACACUGCUGAAACUCAAACUACUGCUGCUGCUGCUGCUGGAAACUUAGACACUGAACAGACACAAACCUUCACAGAAACAAGCAUCAGGUCAUUAGAAACUGUACGUCUGUCGACUGAGCCAUUCACCUCCACCCUUGUUGCAGCCACCACUGAGGCCAGCAGCAGCAGCAGCAGCAGCAGUGACAGGACGAAUCCCCUUAACACAGACCGGCUGCCACAUGUCUCCCCUGUUGUGUCCCAGCAGGCCACGUCCUGGAUGGUGACAGAGGACUCCAGCAUGCCCCAGGACAGCCCUGACAGCACUCUCCGACUGGGAGACGCCACAUCGUCUGCAUCACAGACAGCCAUCCUCACCGACAGCACCUACGCUUCCACCACCAUCAGCCGGGCCGGGGAGAGGACCCUGCUUUCUGUCACCUCCUCAUCUAACAACAGCACCUCCUCUGGAUUUACAGAGGACUCCAGCUCCCAUCAGCCCUUCUCUACCACAGGGGGCACAGAGACUGAGGACUACACCCACAGUGCUCCGUCCACCAGGACUGACAGCAGGAACACAACAGACCAGCACAUCACUCAGUCCUCUGGGGGGAUAUAUUCAGAAAAUGGGAGCACAGGAGUAUCCAGAGGAACCCAAACUUUAACUGGAGCACCUAACGCCACCGAGGACACCUCAACAUCAAAAGGAACUUCAGACUCAACACCACAUCUCAGGGUGACAGAGCCCAGCACUGACCAAUCUGAAGUGUCUGUUUCAUCCACACCUCCUGUCAUCUCACCUGCGGGUGUUCCUACCACAAUAUCAGGGACAGAUCAGGGGUCGAGCUCUAGUGUUAGAUCCCCCACAAAGUCUUCCACUGGAGCUAUCAGCUCCACCACUCAAAACCAAGAUGGAACAGAGGGAGUUUCAUCCCAGACCAGUGAGAAAAGUGUGAACUUCACUCUGACCACAGCGCCCCCCACAGUCAGCAGUAGUACAACUGAGCUGGACAACUCUCUGACUCAAACACCUGUGCUGGCUACCGAGGUUCCCCAUACCACCACAACUGUCAUUGUUACAGAAAGAUCACAGAUAACAGAGGAAGAAACUUUUAAAACCACUGCCUCCACCACCACCCCUCUUCUACCUGCCACCUCAUCUUCCAGGUUCAGCAGCACCGCUAGUAUCUCCACUCCAGGGCCACCAACCCAAGUCACCGUCCUUUACACCACACCCUCCACCACUGCCUCCAACCUGGGCCAGAAGACCUCUGCAGUGCACUCCACUCACCGCUUGUCCCCCAGCCAAACUCAGGAACCAUCAACUGGGGUGGCAAACCCUACAGACGUCACCACCCUACACUUAGACACAAGCACAGGCACUCUGGGAGUCACUACGGCCCACAGCCAGCACAUCACCACUACCUACACCCACAGCACCCCGAUUAGGAGCACAGAGGCUCUGCACACCACCAGGAUACAGACAGACAGUGGAACCACAGAGCCGGUUGUGACCACAUCACUCCAUCCCACCAAGGCAGCACCUCCACCAAGAAACCCCUGUGUGUCCAAUCCUUGUAUGAAUGGGGGGACGUGUGUGAGCUAUAAAGGGUAUCAGUUCAGCUGCCACUGUCAACAGGCAUGGACAGGACCAACCUGCAACCAUGACGUGAAUGAGUGUGAGAAGGACCCCUGCCCUGUUGGCUCCAGAUGUGUGAACACAAAAGGUUCCUUCACCUGUGAAUGCCCGCUGGGUUUUGACCUGGAGGACGGACGCAGCUGCACCAGAGCGAAGACAUUUCUGGGAAUUUUCAGCGUAAACAGACUGCCGCAUGACCCUGUUACCUUCAAGAGCGCCACCAUGCAUGAGAUCCAGAGAGAGAUCAUUCAGCUGCUCAAUGCCUCGUUGUCAGUCCUCCGAGGAUACAGUCGCUCAAUUCUUAGUCAAAAAGAAGACAACGGAGAUCAUAUAUUGGCUGUCAACAUGUUUUCCCUCUCCACUGAUGUGACGAGCGCUGAGGUCUACAACAGCAUCAAGAUGACUCUCAGUAACUGCAGCUCCUCGAUGGCCCACUGCCGGAUGGUCCUGCACCACCAGCUCACUUAUCAAUUGGAGAGUCUGUGUUUAGCCCAGAACAUUCACUGCGAUACGAAUCGCUCCAACUGUACAGACAGCAGCGGCACAGCCCAGUGCGAGUGUCGACAAGGAUAUUACAAACACAACCCUGAUGACCUGUCCUGCUUAGAUUGCGGGGAUGGCUACAAGCGUGAAAAUGGCACCUGUGUCAAGUGCACGUUUGGAUUCGGGGGAUUAAACUGUGGAAAUUUUUACAAGCUUAUUGCGGUUGUGGUGUCACCUGCAGGGGGCGGCUUGCUCCUCAUCCUCAUCAUUGCUCUCAUUGUCACUUGCUGCAAGAGAGACAAGAACGACAUCAACAAGAUCAUCUUCAAGAGUGGCGACCUCCAGAUGUCUCCGUAUGCAGACUUCCCCAAAAAUAACCGCAUAUCCACAGAGUGGGGCCGAGAGACCAUUGAGAUGCAAGAGAAUGGCAGCACCAAGAACCUGCUGCAGAUGACGGACAUUUACUACUCUCCUGCGUUGCGUAACUCUGACCUGGACAGAAAUAGCCUGUACCCGUUCACAGGUCUGCCGGGCUCCCGCCACUCAUGCAUCUACCCCGCCCAAUGGAACCCAUCCUUCAUCAGUGAUGAUUCUCGAAGAAGAGACUACUUCUAAUAGCCCCACUCUGAACAUACACAAACACACACACACACACAACCUGAGAAAACUGCCAUCUCUUAUACUGACAAUUGUGAUGUGUCAUGAGCCGCACAUUUUCAAGAAUCCAUUUGACUAUGUGCAUCCAGGGUUACACAUUAGUUAUGGAAAUGUGUGUGUGCGUGUGUGUUUUUGUGUCUGCGUAUUAUGGAAGUGCACAUUUUUGCAAGUGAAAUGUUUUCGGGGUGUUCAGUGAUCAUGUGUUUUUGCAUGUUUUAGCUCAUUUACUUCAACUCGAAUGUUUAAACUGCCACAGUCUUCCAAAGCGUGCUGUGGUGUGAUUGUUUUUUCUACCUUGCAGGCAGCCAAUGAUUCUCAUUUACUUCGCUGUAUGAUGCAAAACAAAUUGCAGACACUUGAAACAUGCUAAAGGUCGCUCAACCAUUACAGUAAACAGCAUGUCUGUCUUCCCUGACUUGUGUCACUUGUUGUUGUUGCUGCCUGGUAAUGCAGUGCAGACUUUCUUGAAGUCUACACUGUGCUACUGCAGUUGGUUAAAAAAAAGCAGAUUUGAUGCCCACUGCAUUCACAGAAAGAAUGGGAAUUAUUGAUUGGCAGAGCAGAGGACAUAUUU
Scomber japonicus (chub mackerel) is the source of this 3723-nucleotide messenger RNA. RefSeq names its product heart development protein with EGF-like domains 1 (gene heg1). NCBI's taxonomy places the organism in Eukaryota, Metazoa, Chordata, Actinopteri, Scombriformes, Scombridae. The coding region runs from base 156 to 3107 and encodes 983 amino acids. Gene Ontology annotation, biological process: heart development. Gene Ontology annotation, molecular function: calcium ion binding. The transcript has 14 exons. The record is from RefSeq and is a predicted model, not a curated record.